Molecule: messenger RNA, 372 nt
Organism: Helianthus annuus (common sunflower)
Lineage: Eukaryota; Viridiplantae; Streptophyta; Magnoliopsida; Asterales; Asteraceae
Exons: 2
Coding region: 1-372 (123 amino acids)
Source: RefSeq, a predicted model, not a curated record
AUGCAGUUAGGUAGUUUUGAUGUCAUAGUAGGCAUGGAUUUUCUUCGUGAGAAUCAUGCCGAAGUUUUAUGUGUCUACAGUGAAGUACUCUCAAAGGAGUUGAAGCUUGUGUCGUGUAUCCAAGCAAGCAAGUAUUUACGCAAGGAAUACUUCGCUUUCUUAGCUCAUAUUGUGGAGGCGAAGAACGAGAAGAAGACUGUGAAAGACGUUCCCUUUGUUUGUGAUUUCCCUACCGUUUUUCCUGACGACUUACCUGGCUUACCCUCUACUCGUGAUAUUGACUUUCGUAUUGAUCUUAUUCCCGGUGCUACUUCUGUUGCAAAGGCUCCCUAUCGCCUUGCACCAUCCGAAAUGUGCGAGUCUCCUAGCUAA